AUGGGCUGCUGCCCUCAUUUUAGUCAAGCCCACUAAUGUGGUGGACCCAACAAAUUGCUUAAGGUGAUUGUUCACCGCUUGCCGGAUUAUGGAAACCUAAGUCUCUAUAUAUGUAUCAAUAAUGCCCAUAUAAAUAGAGGUAAUCAAUGGCGACAACAGCUAGAUUUAAACAUAUUUUCAUUUCCACUUUCAAUUUCCUCAGACUUUGAUUAUAUUUCUUCGCAAUUUCUCUGCUUUGCAUGUCCGCAUCAGUGACUAUAGUUUCAGAAUUCAGCUCUCAGUAAAAAUGGAGAAACAAGAUGACUUAUGCCAACUCGAAUGCCAAGAUCAAGAGAGUAUGGAGCACUCAAUCGAAUCAGAUUCAGAGUCAGAGCCAGAUGAAUAUAGUACUGAUUAUGAUUCUAUGAGUGAUAGCGACUAUGAGGCUGAAGAAACCUGUCAAGAACAACAAGAGAAAACUACUUUUGAUGAGCUGAUUGCUCCCGAGGAAUCAGUGGUGUUUAAUAUAUUUAGUAGGUUGUCCGUACAUUGCCUACUAAAAUGCAAGGCCGUCAACAAAUUAUGGAAAUCUUUGAUCGAAGAUAAGUAUUUCAUUUCAGAACUCCAUUUGGACCGAGCUCCUUGUCACUAUUUUCCACCAUUUACUAAUAAUAACUACAUACUUGACUCGUUCUGUGGAUUGGUGUGGGUGACCCGAGAAGAUCCCGGUCUUGUGAUGAAGCACUACAUCUCCAACCCUGCCACCCGCCAAGUACUUCAUUUGCCUGAUCCAAAUCAUGCUCUGCUACGUUCUCCUCAGACCUACAAGGCUCCCACUAUUAGUCGAUUAAAGAGUUACAUUGCUUUGAAUAGUUUCUCUCAUGAGUGCAAAUUGCUCUUGGAAUGUAGACUGACUAAUAGUCAAGGUAUCAUGGAACAUGCUUUGGAAACUUUUGAAGUUGGAAGAGAUUUCAAUUGGACAUCUAUUGGGAGAAAGACAGGCUUGUUAGAUGACCCUGAUUAUGAUGCAGAGGAUCUAGCACGAAUGAUACACGUGAGAAACAUGGGAGUAUUGCAUUUCAUCCAAGUAUUAGUGGUUGGUUCGUGUAAAUUUUUGCGUGUUCGCUCUAUUGACGUGUGGGAUGACAAGUACGUGGUUACUAAUGGUUUGCCUAGGCGUAUUUCCUUCAAUAUACUCAAAGCCCAUUUUAUCGAUCUUGAUGAUUGCUUAGCUAUUGCUGAGAUAAACCACCAAGACCUUCACCUCUUGAAAAUGACAAAGUACGUGGGUGGUGUCUUGAGAUGGAACACGAAGAAAAUGAUUGUUCCACUCACAUUUUUAAGCAAACAGCCCUAUUCAAAUGAAAUAGAUCAAGUUGUGCCGUGGGGGUUUAAAUCUGAUGUCCUUCGGUUUAAAUUUAAAAAUGAAGUGUUUGAUUACGAUACCAAAACAGAGAGAAUUGACAAAAUUGAUGAACUUGUACUGCGUGAUGAACAGCUUAAGGUAGGUGAAUUUGAGUAUUUUCCAAGCCUUAUGAAGUUGGAAGGAAUGAUAGGAGGAUAAUAGUAAGAACUGGCCUGGAACAGAAUUAUUAGCAAAUCAAACUAUUGAUUCUUUGUUCAUGUAGUGCCUUUUGUAAAUGGGGAUAAUAUGAGAUAAACAAAAUGUACUAGUUUGGAAGUUAAUUCAUAUAUUUGUUGUUAUGCA
Cannabis sativa is the source of this 1687-nucleotide messenger RNA. RefSeq lists its product as uncharacterized. The transcript has 2 exons. Bases 287 to 1543 code for a protein of 418 amino acids. NCBI's taxonomy places the organism in Eukaryota, Viridiplantae, Streptophyta, Magnoliopsida, Rosales, Cannabaceae. The record is from RefSeq and is a predicted model, not a curated record. Gene Ontology annotation, molecular function: protein binding.